Oryctolagus cuniculus (rabbit) is the source of this 8528-nucleotide messenger RNA. RefSeq names its product zinc finger and BTB domain containing 41 (gene ZBTB41). Gene Ontology annotation, cellular component: nucleus. Gene Ontology annotation, biological process: regulation of transcription by RNA polymerase II. The record is from RefSeq and is a predicted model, not a curated record. Gene Ontology annotation, molecular function: DNA-binding transcription factor activity, RNA polymerase II-specific; protein binding. NCBI's taxonomy places the organism in Eukaryota, Metazoa, Chordata, Mammalia, Lagomorpha, Leporidae.
GCCGGCGGCGGGGCGCGGGGAGGGGAGGGGGUGAGGUGGGGGGCUGAACCCGGAAGUGGGUAGGCGCUCGAGCGAGCGCGCUGGGAGUGGAGCUCGGCGGCCAGCGGCCAGCGGGGGAGCCGUGUGUUCCCGACCAUGAAACCCUUGGGCACGCCCCUCCAGAAGCUGUUACCCAAGACAAUCUAGUUUUCAUUUAUAAAUCUCAUAAGACACUUAUGAAAUUUCUUGUUCUGGAAUUGCUGUACUGCAAUGAAGAAAAGGAGAAAGGUUACUUCAGAUCUUGACGAGAAGAUCCAUCUAGGCUAUCAUAAAGAUUCUGCAGAAGGCAAUGUGGCAGUGGAGUGCGACCCAGUGAGCUACACACAUUCCGCAGAAAGACCAACCCCUGAGGCUCUUCACUGCUACCAGGAGUUCCCUCCCUCUCCAGAUCAGAGAAAGCUUUUGAGUUCUUUGCAGUAUAAUAAGAAUUUGCUGAAGUAUUUAAAUGAUGAUAGGCAGAAGCAACCAUCUUUCUGUGAUUUGCUCAUCAUAGUGGAAGGAAAAGAAUUUAGUGCACAUAAAGUAGUCGUUGCUGUCGGCAGUAGCUAUUUUCACGCCUGUUUAAGCAAAAAUCCAAGCACUGAUGUUGUCACCCUGGAUCACGUAACACAUUCGGUUUUUCAGCAUUUGCUUGAAUUUCUUUACACAUCAGAAUUUUUUGUGUACAAAUAUGAAAUACCUCUUGUUUUAGAGGCUGCAAAAUUUCUGGACAUUAUAGAUGCAGUAAAGCUGCUGAAUAACGAAAAUGUUGCUGCUUUUCAGUCAGAGCUAACUGAGAAGUCAUCAGAAGAAACACUCAAUGAAUUAACUGGACGACUAUCAAAUAAUCAUCAGUGCAAAUUCUGUAGUAGACAUUUUUGUUAUAAAAAGUCUUUAGAGAAUCAUUUGGCUAAAACACAUAGGUCUCUGUUAUUAGGAAAAAAACAUGGGUUAAAAAUGCUGGAGAGAAGUUUUUCCACAAGAAGAUCAAAAAGGAAUCGAAAGUGUCCAGUUAAGUUUGAUGACACCAGUGAUGAUGAACAAGAAAGUGGUGAUGGGUCAGACAAUUUGAAUCAAGAAACUUUUGAUAAGGAGAAGUCAGAGCAAAAUGAUUCUGAGGACCCUGGAAGUGAAUAUAACGCUGAGGAAGAUGAGCUAGAGGAGGAGAUGUCAGAUGAAUACUCUGACAUUGAAGACCAGAGUGAAAAAGAGCAUCAGGAUGCAGAAGAGGAACCUGAGGCUGGUGAUUCUGUGGGAAAUAUUCACGAGGGCUUGACUCCAGUAGUCAUUCAGAACAGUAACAAAAAAAUACUGCAGUGUCCUAAAUGUGAUAAAACAUUUGACCGAAUAGGCAAAUAUGAGAGCCACACUCGUGUUCACACAGGUGAGAAGCCCUUUGAGUGUGAUAUUUGUCACCAGCGCUAUUCAACAAAGUCUAACCUAACUGUUCACAGAAAGAAGCACAGUAGUGAAACAGACUUUCAUAAGAAGGAGCACAAGUGCCCUUAUUGUAAUAAACUUCAUGCAAGCAAGAAGACUUUAGCCAAGCAUGUUAAGAGAUUUCAUCCUGAAAAUGCACAAGAAUUUAUUUCCAUCAAGAAGACCAAGAGUGAAAGUUGGAAAUGCGAUAUUUGUAAGAAAUCUUUUACUCGAAGACCACACUUGGAGGAACAUAUGAUCCUGCAUUCUCAAGAUAAACCUUUUAAGUGUACAUAUUGUGAAGAACAUUUCAAAUCACGCUUUGCACGGUUGAAGCAUCAAGAAAAGUUCCAUCUGGGUCCUUUUCCAUGUGAUAUAUGUGGCCGCCAGUUUAAUGACACUGGAAAUUUGAAACGCCAUAUAGAAUGUACUCAUGGUGGAAAAAGAAAAUGGACUUGCUUUAUCUGUGGAAAAUCAGUAAGAGAAAGAACUACUUUGAAAGAACAUUUAAGAAUCCACAGUGGAGAAAAGCCUCAUCUUUGUAGUAUUUGUGGACAAAGUUUUCGCCAUGGAAGCUCAUACAGACUUCACUUACGAGUGCAUCACGAUGAUAAAAGAUAUGAAUGUGAUGAAUGUGGUAAAACAUUUAUUCGUCAUGACCACCUUACGAAGCACAAAAAAAUACAUUCAGGUGAAAAGGCUCAUCAGUGUGAAGAAUGUGGAAAAUGUUUUGGUCGUAGGGAUCAUCUCACUGUUCAUUAUAAAAGUGUGCACCUGGGAGAGAAAGUAUGGCAAAAAUAUAAGGCAACAUUUCAUCAGUGUGAUGUUUGUAAGAAAAUUUUUAAAGGCAAAUCAAGUCUAGAAAUGCAUUUUCGGACACAUUCAGGUGAAAAGCCAUACAAGUGUCAGAUUUGCAAUCAGUCUUUUAGAAUUAAGAAAACUUUAACAAAACAUCUGGUUAUUCAUUCUGAUGCCCGACCCUUCAACUGCCAGCACUGUAAUGCAACCUUUAAGCGGAAAGACAAGCUGAAAUACCACAUUGACCACGUUCACGGGAUAAAGUCUCCUGAUGAUCCCCUCAGUACUUCGGAGGAAAAACUUGUGUCCUUACCUGUAGAGUACUCAUCUGAUGAUAAAAUCUUUCAAACAGAAACAAAACAGUAUAUGGACCAGCCUAAAGUUUAUCCAUCGGAAGCGAAGACUAUGUUACAGAAUGUGUCUGCUGAAGUUUGUGUUCCAGUAACGCUGGUCCCAGUUCACAUGCCUGACCCGCCCAGUGACCUGGUGCGUCACACUACUACUCUGCCUCCAUCUUCUCAUGAAAUCCUGUCGUCACCGCCACAAUCAACCGAUUACCCUCGAGCAGCUGAUUUAGCUUUUCUUGAAAAAUAUACUCUCACUCCUCAACCUGCAAAUAUAGUUCAUCCAGUCCGACCUGAACAAAUGCUAGAUCCUAGAGAACAGUCUUAUCUUGGUACAUUACUGGGCCUUGAUAACACUACUGCUGUUCAGAAUAUUUCUACUAGUGAGCAUCAUUCAUGAGUCCAUCUAAACAUUCCACAGACUUUUUGGUGGUCAUAUGUUAAUGUAGCCAAGAGCUGAUGGCUCAUCAGUUAAUAGGGCUGCUAUUUUUUUUUUAUUUUCUCUGGUUUCCCAAGUCCUCAGAACAGUUUCAUAUCAAGGAAACUAUGUGUGUUUGUUUACUGAACAUAUGAAUAUUUGGACACAUUUUCUGGCAUAGUAUUUGAAGCAAAUAUUUUUGUGAUUUUUUUUAAAAAGAUGAUUUAGUACUAAUUUUUAAUGGGUUCUCAAAUUUUUCAGAAUUAUUAGCUACUGACAAUUUUUUUUAAUCACCAGUAGAAAUUUUUAUUCUUUAGUCUCAUUCCUUUUUUCUCCCUUUCCCAUCUUAACAAACAGCUUCAGGACCAUGCAGCCUUUAAGGAGGAAUGUAAAGACUAUAUGAAUAAUUGCAACUGUUCUUUAUCCCAACUUAAGGUUCAUUAUCAGUUCACCCAGAUUUUUAAAAUCAAAAUUAGGAAUUUGAAUUUAUAAAAAAAACUUGGAUAUUUUUAUGUUGUCUUUCCAUCUGUCCAUAAUUGUAGGUCAUCCUUUGGACUGUAGACAAACUUAAAGCCAGAAACCAAAUGUAAGAUUAACUUUUAAACAAAGUAUAGGGUUGAAAUAAUUAUCCAGAUAAUUGAUUUUUACCUGUAUUCAAUUAUUAUGAAUAAGAAAUAAAACCUUAGGUCUAGGCAUUAAAGUUUACAAAUUAAAAAUGUUCUAAGAGAACUAUGACAUUUUUAACUAGAUGUCAUUCUGAUUCACCUUUUGUACUUUGCCAUUUAUUUCAGAAACAUUAACAAUGUAAUACAACAUAAGUCUUCAUCUCACUAAGGAAGGGGUGAUUAUAACUAAUGACAUUUCAUUGAAUAUACUUGUUUGAUUUCAUUUACUUUGAUUGAAACUAAGGAACAGAACCUAGAUAUUUCAUGUAUAAUUGUUAUAAGAGGUGCCAAAUUGUAAAAUUUGUGUCUAAUUUAACUCUGUGUCAUUUAACUAAAUGCAACCACUACUUAUAUACAAAUUUGCAUGCGAUUCGGGUCUUUAUAUUUGCUUUCACAUUUUAUUAAUGUCUGUAAUUAUCCUUGAUUUUUAUUUUGUAUGAGACAAAAGUUAAGGACAUGUGAAAGGAAAUAACAGUUACAGUAAAACCUCGCUGAUUAAAAUUAAUUGAGGAAAAAGUUAAAAUUAUAACUUACCUGUAAGGACAUGCACUUUCCAUAUUUUCAAGACAAUUAAAAUUUAAACUAGGAAAAUAUUUCCUAGGAAGAUUGCUUGAGGACUAGACUAGGCAGGGUUGAUUUAUUAGCAUGUCAUUUUUAUGUGAACUACUGGAAACUAGCAGUUUUAAACAUUUUCUGUUUCAUGUGUGUUUACACUCCCAAUUGCGUUAAGCACUUUUUUUGUUUGUUUGUUUGUAAAGUCUGGCCUGGCCCUUGUGGGGGGGGGGGGGAAUGAAUAAAAUAAUGAACUUUUAAUGAAUAAAAUUUAACCAGUUAGAAAUGGGGGGAAUUCUUUGCUGAAGCACUUAAGAAAUGAAGGUACUUUACAGGAACUUUUGCCAUGCUAGUGAAGAUGAAACAAAAGAAAAAAAAAAGUUGAGAAUGGAGGCAGUUAACCAAAGUAGCUCAUAUAAAUGGUAAAACCAACCUGAGUUUUUGCCUCACUUGUCAAGGUUUGGUUAUAAUUAUAUGAGGACCAGUACACCUAAUUACUGCAUUAUUUCCUUUUAAAUCAUUCUUACUUUUUGUGGAAAUGUUAUAUCUGAGGUACUUACAUGGCUGGGCUUGAUGGUAUGAGGUACUGUUGCUCUGUUGGGCUUUCAAAUUGAUCUAAACAUACCUAUCUUUAUGAUUUUUAUCAUAAAGACUGACAAGAUUUAACUAAAAAUUUUACUAUAAUGGAAAGAAAUCUUACCUGCAAAUAUACCUGCCUUACAUAUAACCGAAUAUAAAAAAUUUGGACUUACAGAAAGGCAAUUGGUAUAUAUAUGUGUGUAUGUAUAUGGUAUAUUAUAUAUUUGAUGGCAUAAAAAAAAGGAUAUUGCAUUUUCACAUUGAAAAGAAUACUUUGCUUUUUGAAGGUAUUUACAGUAGGGUUCCUUCAAUAAUGAUGUCCUAAUGCUUUAAAUAUAUGAUUUAGUAGUAGGAAUUGGUUUACAUAGAACUCUUCUGGAAUACAUCUCUUAUAUAAAGUGAAAAAUUGUAUAAUUGUAUUUAGUUAUUACUAGAGAUAACUGAAACUUGAAUAGUGGUUUACUAUUUUAUAAAAUGCUUUCACACAUGCUAUCUUAUUUGAACCUCAUAACCAGCUCAGAAAUAGAAAGGACAUGCUGUGUUCCCAUGUUAGGAGAAAUCUGAGAUUAAGAUGAAAGGAGUCACUUUAGCUCAUGUGGUCAAGAAGUAGCAGAGCUACUAGUAGGGAAAGGGGCAGCGAGCAUUGAUGAAUGCUCACUGUGUGCCAGGCACUACGUUCUCUCUCCUUUAGUCCUAACCCAAUCAACAGAGUGGGUACUGUAAUUCUUAGGAAGAAAUGGUCUCAACAGGUGCGCAGAAACAACACAACAACAAACUCAUCUGCUGCCUCUAAUUUCCAGAAGUAUAAGAAAAUCUUAAAUAGUAAAAACCUCAUAGAUUUGGGCAAACUGAAUGUAUAUAAGAUUUUGAAGUUGGCACAAAAAGUAUGAGGCCUGUUUUCAGAUGACCUUUCUAUAACUCUAAAAUCUGCUUAUUUUGUAAAUAUAGAUAAAAUUUAGAAUCUGGUAACUAAGUUUAGCCUCAUUCUGAAUUCUUUAUUUUAUGAGUAUAAUUUAUUGUUUUAAAUUAAUUUUAGCAGAUAGCAGUUAGCACUUAAUCUGUACAUUGAAUAAUUUAUCAUGUGCAGAAAUUGGUUUUGAACUUAAAUGCACCAAAGAUUUUUAGUAGGUAUUAUAUAGUUUAAAAAAUAUAAAUUCUUUGUUGUUUGAAUAAAUAUUUGUCCAAAGAAGCACAUUUGAAGUCCUGGAAUAAUGGAUUUUUAAAAAGUUGUUAGUUUGAAUACUGAGAUGAAGUAUUAAGUGUUUGUGUCUAUAUGUAUAAAAAUAAGAACAGAAAAAAUACUCUGGGAAUAGUCAUACUGACAAACUGGUGACAAGUAAUAAUACUGUUUUCCUCAGUUUAAUUAAUUGAAUGUUAUGUUUUUAGUGAACACUAUCAAAUGCUAAAUGAUAAGCUUAUUUUUUACACUACACCACAUAUUAUGAAAAUAAUUUUUGCCUUAGAAUUUUUUUUUCAAGUCAAGAUUAUUUUUCUAAGAAACCCUAUCUGCUUCUUGCAGCCUAAAAUACCAUCUGAGGUUAGGGUUUGUUCCUUGUGCCAGCAAGAUUUAACCAAUACCUAUAAAGGUAGUGAUCUUUGCAUACUUUUAUGUAAUUUAGACAUUGCUGGGAGAAGAGGAACAGCAAAAAGAUUUUAGAUUGGUGCUUUACUAAGAGACUUCCUUUUAAGUGGUGGUAGAUCAUUAAAUAGGUACACUAAUACAUUUUUCUAUCAAUUUUAAAAAUUUUGAAACAUCUUUGUAGAGUGAAGAUAAACUGUUAUUUAAGGGCUAAUAAGUACUUAGAUAUCGUUCAUUGCUUUUCACUCUAUAAGUGCAAACAUAGAGUUAAGCUGCUUUGUUUAUAAGCUUGAGUUUUCUUCCUGCCAUAGUAUAAAACAUCACUGAUGGAAAGUCAGAUUUUGAGCAUUAGCUCUUUGACAGUGUCCUUUUAUACCCACUCAUUUCUGUAUUGAAUGCUUUGUGCCUUUUCUAUGUGUUAUAGUUACGGUUGAUCCUGCUGGCUAGAUUGUACUGGUUAAUAAAUGAUGUUUUGUUUUCAGUUCGGGGGUUUUUUGAUUAUGGGUCUUAAUGUUUAGUUGCCUGCUGGUAAGGCAACAUUUUUUUUUUUUAGGUUGCUUUAAGUUUACAUAGAAAAAUUGGCACUAAGUACUAGUGUGGACUUUUGUUAUUAUGAUUUAUAUAUUUUUUUAAAAGAAUUAUCUAUCGUGGCCUUUAUCAUUACUCUAAGCCACUCCAGGGCCUGUCUCUAGAUGCUUAUUAGAGGAAUCUGACAGAUAAGUAGGGCAUUUGUCUGUCUUUCCAGCUCUUUCUGUCUGUCUCUUAUCAAAUAACUAGUUACCAUAACCACACCACACAACUUUGCACUGUUAAGACUUCUUAUUUCAGUUUGCCUAAAACUGAACAAGAGGUGAUAGUUUGAGGUGAAUUUAUCCUUAGGAGCAGCAACAUCCCAACCAACAUGUAACUUGAGUUGAUGAACUCAGGAAAAAAUAGAUUAAACAAUCGUAUUUGGAUAUUUUUAGAUUUGGUGCCAAAUUUGAGAUGACUGAAAACAUAUUCUUUAAUAGGGAACAAGUAGCAUUUCUAAACCUUAAGUAGUAUGAUAAAUGUUACUUGCUUUAGAGUGAAUAAUGGAUAAUAUGAGAGUAAUUUUCUAAACAGUUUCUAGACACUUUCUCCUUACAUCUUACCUUUUUUUUCUUGUUCUUUUACACGUUUCUCUUAUAGUCUAGUGGUUUUGGGGUGGGGGUUUCUGCCUUAUUUCCUCUGAAAUCAUUUUUACUUAAGAUGCAUUUUUCCCAAUAAUAUUAGCAUGCUUUCUGCUCUUUCUCUUGGGAAAUAGCAUUAAUAAGAUAGAAGUAAUAGGAUUAGGUUAUGUAGAAGAUGAGAGAAAGCAGGUUUUAGUAGAGAGAGUGUGCCUACGUUUUGCUUAUUUAUGUUUCAACUUGCUAUGUAUUGGUCUUCUGUCUAUGACUCUUGAAAAAUCCCGUAAGUAAUAUUUAGUCUCUGCAGCCACUUAAAUAUAGAGAAAUUAAAGAUCUUUUUUGGAGCAUAGAGGUUUGUACAAAGAUGGAAAUGACUCUUGUUUUCCAAAUUCUUAGACAAAAAUAAUUUCAGUGCUUAAAUUACUGUUUGAGAUUCUAAAAUAUUCUUAACUGAAGAGCAUGUGCACAUCUCAUUUUUCAUUGCACCUCUUUGCUUGGUAUUCCUGCUUGCAUUAAAGUUGGACAAUGUACUGUGGUGUCAAAAUAUUUAUUCCUUCCAACAAUCAAACUCUUAUUAUCCAUGCCUCUUGAUAAAACUGUAUCACACUUGAUGAAUGUGGCUGCCAAAAGAUGACACAAAGCUGGGCAUUCAGCUGCUGCGUGUUGUGUGGUAAAUACUCUGAUGAAGGGGAUUUAUGUUGUACAUUAAAGUGGAAAUGCUUUUGAACUUGCUUUCAGUCUCAAAUCAUAAUUUUUGUUUUUAAUUAAGGAUACUUUUAAAAGCAAUGACAAAAAAAUCUAAACUGUCAAAAUUCAUUAUUGUCAAUUGUGUGCAAAAUAUAUUGUGAGUUUUAUAGAUAUUUUGGUUGUCUCAUGUUUAUUAAGUACCAAUGUCUUUAUAGAAAAAUUCAGUUCUCUGUGAAGAAUAGGAAGUGUCUUGUAUAUCGAACUAGUUCUUUGUUAUUUUGAUAUUUAAAAUAAAUAUGAAGUUCGUUCCUGAUAAGCCCA